Messenger RNA from Cetraspora pellucida, 327 nucleotides. The record is from the annotation of a GenBank genome assembly. Lineage: Eukaryota; Fungi; Glomeromycota; Glomeromycetes; Diversisporales; Gigasporaceae.
AUGGUUGGACUAGUAUAUAUCGCUCUUUGUGAUGUAUUGUCAAUUACAGAAAACGAUUUUAAUGCUGGAAUAAUUAUAGAUUUAGUUGUUAGUGUUUUAUUCCUUCCUGUAACUAUCUUUGGGCUUUUCGCUUGCUGUUGCGAGAUUUAUUUUGCUUUAGUUAUUUCUGCUUAUGCUACAAACCAUAAGGUUAAAGAAGAAAUUGCUCAUUCAACUAAUAAUGCUUCGGGAAGCAAUGGUCCUUCAGCGCACAAAGUUUCCGAAGGAAAUGUCACUCCAGCGCAUGAAACACCAUUACGUACUGUCAGUGUUGCUGAGAAAUGCUGA